Messenger RNA from Caenorhabditis remanei, 540 nucleotides. RefSeq lists its product as uncharacterized. Gene Ontology annotation, biological process: neuropeptide signaling pathway. Lineage: Eukaryota; Metazoa; Nematoda; Chromadorea; Rhabditida; Rhabditidae. The transcript is spliced from 4 exons. The record is from RefSeq and is a predicted model, not a curated record. Bases 1 to 540 code for a protein of 179 amino acids.
AUGCUUGGAUCCCGUUUCCUCCUUCUUGCGCUUGGUCUCUUUGUUUUGGUCUGGGCUGAGAAGUCCACGGAGCAACAAGUUCAGGAACAAACUGACCUUGACAAGUCGGGAGAGCAACUCUCGGAAGAAGACUUGAUUGAUGAACAAAAGCGUAACCCAAUGCAACGUUCAUCAAUGGUUCGGUUCGGACGUUCUCCAAUGCAACGUUCGUCGAUGGUCCGUUUCGGAAAACGCUCACCAAUGCAAAGAUCGUCAAUGGUUCGUUUUGGAAAGAGAUCUCCAAUGCAACGAUCAUCGAUGGUCCGCUUCGGAAAACGCUCUCCAAUGGAGCGUUCGGCAAUGGUCCGCUUCGGAAGAUCCCCAAUGGACCGAUCCAAAAUGGUCCGAUUCGGAAGAUCAUCCAUCGACCGUGCAUCAAUGGUUAGACUUGGAAAACGUACUCCAAUGCAACGAUCAUCAAUGGUCCGAUUUGGAAAGCGAUCAGCACCAUCCGACAUUAACGAAAUCCAAGACAACGAACAAAUCCGAGACAACGAAUGA